GUGGGCUGGGCAGGCCUGUGGGGUUUUUUUAUUUUUUUCCCUUCUUCUUCUUCAUUACAUGUAUGCCCGGAAGUUGAAGUUGUGCUGCAGGUCGACUGUCUUAACAGCCCGGUUUAGUCUUUCUCUUUUAAUGCAGUUUAGCGGUUACCUUUGUUUAAAAACUUUCCGUAACUUAAAAUGUCAGAUUCUUCUUUUUGUUUGCCUUUGAGGAGCCGAAGUUCUGUUUUCUGUGGACUGCACCAAGCUGAGGGACUACUUUUUACCAGCAGACGGAGCGUUUUCCUGUAUUUAUUUCAACUUCCCUCACUGUGGAAGGAAAGCUGGGGUGAUGAAGAACAGAGCGCUGCUUGCCCAGUUUUUCUCUAGCUGUGCAGAAGUGCUGGCAGAGAAAGGUGAGGUCCAUGUGGCGCUUUGCAACGGGCAGGGUGGGACACCCGCUGAUCGGCCAAGGAGAGCAUGGCACAACAGCUGGCAAAUAGUGGCAAUGGCGGCAGGAGCCAGAUUUAUCUUGAGCGAUGUUCAUCCCUUCAACGCAGAGAAUAUCCAUGGAUAUAAAUGUACUGGAUACAGGAGUCAAGAUAAAUCCUUCAGUAUAGAAGGUGCUUUAAACCACGUUUUCACACGAAGCACGCCACUUCCACCUCUCAAACCUAUGAUCUGCCAGAUGGAACUGGGAAGCAGAAGAGUUUCUUUUCAAGUGCCACAGGUACUUGUGGAUAAAAUUAACAGGGGUUUCCUAGAACUAAACUCAGAUCAUCCAGUAAGAACAGUCAAGGAGAAGCUCACUGCAGUGCUCAGGCAAGCCUUUCCGAUACAAAGCAUUGACUGCUCCCUUCCUCUCCUCCACCAAGGUCACAUCAGUGGUGUUUGUCACUCAAAUGUCUUUUGGAUAGUUCCCAGCCCAGAGGAGAAUGCAUGCACUGAGCAAAUGGCUAAUGGACCGGCAAAUGCAGUGUUAUUUUCCCACGCUGAUUUUUGCAAGGACACAGAUGAGAAUGGCUGGAUGAAGGUACAAGAGGGCAACCUCAUUUCAGAACAGAUUUGUCUUAGACCUUCCCUGCUGCUCUACGUUCAGACGCUAAUAGAAAGAGCAACCUUUCUGCCUGGGACUCUUUAUGUUCUUUCUGGGCCUGUUUUCAGGAAGUGUCCCAUCUCUCCUCACUCUCUGCCUGUUUUUCACGAGGCAGUGUUUUUAUGUGCAGUUGACAAGGGUAUGGAGAACAGCUGUAUCCAGAUGUUGGCGGAUACCAUUAGGAGCGGCAUACAUUCCCUUCACCAGACUGUUUCUGGUUGUAAAUUGAACAUCACUCUGCAGGAAGCAACAAGCUUUGAAACAACGGAGCUAAAUGACUUUGCCGCUUUUGAAGCUCAGGUUACUAAAAUUCAGCACUUUGUCUGUGUGGAAACGGAUGCUUUAGGCUCCUGUGAGAAGGGCUGCUGUGUGGGAUCCACGAGCACAGCUCGUGAUGGCCCAAAGAGCAGCGAUUUGGUGGCUGUGUUUGCAUCAGUGAAUCUCGACCUCCUAGCCAUGCUGAUCUGUGGAAUAGCAGACUGGCGAAUGCUCUGGACAUCAGAUGAGCGCUUCCUCAGUCAGUUUCCUGGAGGAGAGUUAAGGGUUUUCAAGAGUUUUUCUCUCUAUCCCCCUUCCUACGUGCAUGAUGUCAGCUUUUGGGUUCCUGAUGGGGAGCAGUUCGAUGAAGUUGCUUUUCAUACUAUUGCCAGGCAGGUGUCACGUGAAACAGUUGUAUCCAUCCAGUUAAUUGAUAGUUUCCAGCAGUCAGAGACUGGACGGAAGAGCCUCUGCUACAGACUGACCUAUCAGUCCUGUGACAAGGCACUGAGCUGCCAGGAGGUGGCAGAGAUGCAGCUGCUUUUUCGGGAGGAAAUACGGCAGUGCUUGCGCGUGACUCUUCGGUAGACCAUUGUAGACUGUCUUUAGCCUUUUCAGCACCACCUAUGAUUGUUGCUGUCCUGGAAAGUGUGGACUGCAUCGUGUUAAACCUAACACUGUGUGUUGUUGCAAUGCCUUUUGUAAAGGUGCUGUGGACCUAACUGAUGCAUCUGCAUGCGUUUUAAAUAUGAAAAUUCCCGUUGAAGGUAACAAAGACCAUGUGCCUUCCUAUUUUCUGUGUCUGUAAUGCAAUGUUUUUAAGUGGAAGCUUGCUUUAUGAGGUUCCUGUAAUAGCUAUGAAACUGGAAUUCCUCUACUUACUGAUGCCAAUUCACUCUUCCUAGUGCUGCUUAUGUUCACCCAGCCCCUUGCAGUGAUGGCUACUGUAUCAAGUGUGCUGAACCUGAGCUUUGUGACUAGUUCAAAAAGGUUGUGUGGAGUCUGAGCACUAAACAUCCCAUGGAGCAGGUGCUUAGUUCCUGUCAGUGCUCACUAUUUGCGAGGUCUGCCCUGUGCAGCUCUUUCCAGGAGAAGGAAGGCCAGCGUGGGGAUAAGCCCCAUACGACUAUCUCAAUUCACUGGGUAGGUUAUUAGAUAGUAGUUAUUUCAUUAAUAGCUAAUAUAGACAGUAAUUACGAAUGAUAAUUCUGUGAUUAGAUUCCAAUAGAUACUAACAUUUUAAAAACUGUACUAUGAGG
This is a messenger RNA of Struthio camelus australis, 2589 nucleotides long. NCBI's taxonomy places the organism in Eukaryota, Metazoa, Chordata, Aves, Struthioniformes, Struthionidae. The record is from RefSeq and is a predicted model, not a curated record.